Molecule: messenger RNA, 1455 nt
Organism: Peronospora belbahrii
Lineage: Eukaryota; Oomycota; Peronosporomycetes; Peronosporales; Peronosporaceae
Source: the annotation of a GenBank genome assembly
AUGCUACUCGAACGCAAUCCUCAUCCUGCAGCUCCGCGUCGCAGCGUCAGCAAUUCUGAGCAUAUUGCUAAGUCUCAGCAUUUGAGCUUUUUUGGGCGCCAACUGGCUCGCUUCUUGCGUCGAUCCUCUGCCGUGGCUGCUAAACAACCCAACGACGUGCUUGAUCAGAGUGCACAUGGCGCAACUUCGACAAUGUCUCGGCAUAACUCGAUGUGUACAAUGGAUAUUGGUGCCGUAGACCCGGCGAUCUCGUUUAAUUUCCACAAGCCCCAGCGUUUUGCCGUGAGCACUCGACUCGGUGCGAGACGGAUCAACGAAGACCGUUUUCGAGCCAUUGACAACUUGGAUCUUUAUGGUCGUGGGCUACUGGAGAUGGCUCCAUGCUUUGGAGAUCUGCUCAAGGGUCGAGUGUUGGAAAAUUUUGUCGUGGAAGGACAGACGCCAGCACUGAAAGCUCGCAGAUUGCUGAAACAUGUACAAGCGAGCGAGGACACGCAGUUUUUUGGCGUGUAUGAUGGGCAUGGCGGAGCAAAAGCUUCAUCGCUCUUGGCUCUGCUCUUUCCCGUGUAUAUUCUUGCUGCUCCAGAGUAUAUAAGCGACUUGCCGGCGGCGUGUCAUUCGGCGAGUAUGGCGAUUAAUGAAGAGAUUUUGAAAAGAGAGCAGGACGGACACUGUGAAGGAGGAGCUACUGCUCUGACGCUGCUGAUUCGUGGCAAUAUAGCUGUACUGAGUAACACUGGAGACUGUCGAGCUAUCAUAGUGACAAAGAGAGACAACGCAGCGGAAGUGACGCAGCUGACGACGGAUCACAAGGCCUCAAACGAUCAGGAGAAGCAACGGAUUGAAGAUACCGGUGGAAUGGUGUUGUAUGUCAGGGGUGUGGCCCGUGUAAAUGGCCAGCUAGCUGUUGCGAGAGCAUUUGGAGACUCAGAGCUGAGCGAACUUGUCAUUGCCGACCCAGAGGUAACGGUACACGCGCUGCGUCAAGAAGACGAGUAUAUUGUCAUCGCCUCGGAUGGUUUAUGGGAUGUGCUUACCAACGAGCAGGUGGCUUCUUGUAUCAGGAACAACCCGUGGUUAAGUGUACAAGCCAUGGCCCAUAUGCUUACGGACCGCGCUGUCGAGCUAGGCACGCUGGAUAAUGUGACAGUAAUGGUGGUAGACCACAAGACGCUCUUGCAGCAUCAAAAAGGUAGCGGCCCGAUUCAAUUUGCAGCAGAGAAUGCGGUGUUACAAAAUGCAGCCAUGAAACGCGUUCAACAGGACGAGAAUUUGUGUGUGACUGAACGUGAAAAAUUGGAAAGCGACAUCGAAGAUUCGAUGCGGAUGCUCAGUGAGCUGUCUGAGAAGCACAAGAUAACGUCGGUAAGCGCUACAGACCUUGCUGUACCUGAGACUAUGUCGCAGCUAGACCAAAGAGUAUCAAACAACGAGAAACGGUUGAAGAAAGCAUAG